Oncorhynchus mykiss (rainbow trout) is the source of this 2746-nucleotide messenger RNA. Its product is annotated as calcium/calmodulin-dependent protein kinase type 1. Gene Ontology annotation, biological process: protein phosphorylation. The record is from RefSeq and is a predicted model, not a curated record. NCBI's taxonomy places the organism in Eukaryota, Metazoa, Chordata, Actinopteri, Salmoniformes, Salmonidae. Gene Ontology annotation, molecular function: ATP binding; protein kinase activity.
UUGUGUGUUGGCCACUCCCUCCGCUCUUUGCCUGACGUCAGGAGAGUGCUGAUGGGGGGGUGUCGAAUCCAGUUUUUCGGCGAACGCCGCGAGUCUAAUUUGGAGAAGCAGUGAAGAAAGAAUCGACCUUUGAGAUCGUGCAAUUUACAGUAUUGUAGCCGACCGACAGAAAAGAAAGAUGCCUUUGGGUGACGAUGGACAUUCCUGGAAGAAGAAAACAUCAGAUGUGAAAGAAAACUACGACUUCAAGGAGAUCCUGGGGACGGGGGCUUUCUCCGAGGUGGUCCUAGCAGAAGAGAAAAGGACCCAGAAACUGGUGGCCAUCAAAUGCAUCCCUAAGAAAGCCCUGGAGGGCAAAGAAAACAGCAUUGAGAACGAGAUUGCUGUCCUACACAAGUUAAAACAUGCCAACAUUGUUUCCCUGGAGGACAUAUUUGAGAGUAAAACCCACCUCUACUUGAUUAUGCAGCUGGUGUCUGGUGGGGAGCUGUUUGAUAGGAUUGUGGAGAAGGGAUUUUACACAGAGAAAGAUGCCAGCAAGCUCAUUCAGCAGAUCCUGGAUGCUGUCAAAUACCUCCAUGACAUGGGCAUCGUACACCGCGACCUGAAGCCGGAGAACCUUCUGUACGACAGUAUGGAGGAGGACUCUAAGAUCAUGAUCAGUGACUUUGGCCUGUCCAAGAUCGAGGGAUCUGGAAGUGUCAUGUCCACAGCCUGCGGAACACCAGGAUACGUGGCCCCUGAAGUGUUGGCCCAGAAACCCUACAGCAAGGCGGUGGACUGCUGGUCUAUCGGGGUCAUCGCCUACAUCCUUUUGUGUGGAUACCCUCCGUUCUAUGAUGAGAAUGACGCCAAGCUCUUUGAGCAGAUCCUGAAGGCUGACUAUGAGUUUGACUCUCCGUACUGGGACGAUAUCUCUGACUCAGCCAAAGACUUCAUAGUUCACUUGAUGGAGAAGGACCCCAGGAUACGCUACACAUGUGACCAGGCUUUGCAGCACCCCUGGAUCGCUGGUGACACAGCUCUAGAUAAGAACAUCCAUGAGUCUGUCAGUGCCCAGAUCAAGAAGAACUUUGCCAAGAGCAAGUGGAGGCAAGCGUUUAACGCCACGGCAGUGGUGCGUCACAUGAGGCGUCUGCAGCUGGGCACCAGUCAGGAGGGCCCCAGCCAGACCACCCUGCCCAGCACCCUCCGAGACCACCUACUGCUGCCCGAGGCCACAGAGACAGAGCACACCACCGAGUCUCCUUGCGAGGGAUGCUGCUCCCAGAGUGCUGAUGGGGGGGCUGAGCGCGACCCCCUCUCCAACUGCACCUACCGCUGCCAUCCAACCAGUCUGGUCUGAUCCCCGCCCAGCAAUGGCUUUCCCAUGUAUUUACCUCUGGACACCAGCGAACUCCCCAGGAGUACAGAGUUGUUCCAGUGCCCUGCCAACAGGGGGGGCAGGCGGGUUAUGAAUUCAGGUUGGGGAGGAGGGACUUGAUGCCAACAAGAGGAGGUAAUUUGAACGGAUUGGGGGAGAUGAGGAGAACAAAGAGGAGGAGAGGUGUGGUGCCCAGAGUAAUCCUGGGUAUUAUUUUUUGAGGUGCGGGACAAACUGUUUACUCGUCCUUUUAAAAUGUGUGUCUGCUUUUUACAUUUCUGCAUUUAUGUACAUGUUGUUUUCUAUCUUAAUUAUCCUUCCCCUUUGACAACUUCUAGAAAGAGAAUCCACUAAUGAUAUCUGCAUGGUCAGAAGACAGAUCCCUAUUGGAAACAUGGGUAUUAUAGCAUGAAAGGUCUAUUGCACAAUCAUGUAUGGUGGUAACCAUUGUGUUAUAGUUCCUGUACUGCAGAUACACAUCUUUAUGACGAUAAUAAGUCUAGCCCCCCAGAAUUAUAAUUGUAUGGCUUUGUUGUAUUUUAUAUUUGUAUAAAUGUAGCCUUACAAUACACAGAUGCAUUCACCUAAUACCACUGCUGGAGAAUCCAUGUGGGAAUACUCCAUCUAUUGGACUAUAUAUUUUCUUUUUUUUCUCAGCAUGUUUGUGCUUCACCACUGUAAGUUUGUGGUUGUGCUCCCCAGGCUUGUAACAGAACAAGGCUUUCUGAUUUGAACUAAUUCAGCACAGGGACUUCCUCUCUAUGCCUUUAGGACAACGUCAAAGGUUUCUUUUCUCGUAGCUUUUACAAAUUUGAAGAUACACCUAUAUCUCUGUACAGUUAAUGCAGCAUUAGAGGCAAUUUUCAUUUCUAUCAUUGUAUUGUUGUAUAUAUUUCAUUGUGGUAAUGGAAUCAGUAAAAUACAGACUUUUCUCUUCUGUCUAGAUCUCUUUCCCACUUGAGAAGUGUAAUACCUCAAGGGAGAUAGACUUACAUACACAGCCAUUCCUCUUAGUACUAAGAAUAGGCCUCCGUUAACCCACAGUUUUUACUCCUUGAUGUUUCUUAAAAGCCACACUCUUCCCUAUGGGGGGAAUAUGAUCCCGUUGAUAAAGCUGCUCAAGACUUAAUCCAUUAUAGAUAUUACUGUAAGACCAUGUAGAAUGAAAUGAGGUCCAGCCUUUCCUCAACCCAAAGCAGGGUGUGGAUGUUUUUAACUAAAGACACAUUUGUAAGUGUAGAUACUUAUCUGACCAUGUAGAUACUACUAACGUUCCCACUUUGACUACUCUUCCAUGGAUCUUACCUCCAUUCAUAUGUUGGUUGUUUUCCGAGCCAAUGUAUCUGUACAGAGAGAAUUUUAAUUAAAGAAUGUAAAUAUACA